UCUGGAGCAAUAUUCUCGGAUCAAUGAUGUUAUCAUAUCUGGGCUUCUUAUCCGACCCCGGUCAUUCGCACGAGCAGUGGCCACUAACAACGGACAGAGCCAGAGGAGGAAGAUGUGGCUUCUGCGGAGCAACAGGUGGUAGCCUUUCUACAGGCUAAGGACAUCCACCUCGACUGCAGCCACAUUGAGGCUUGUCACCCGCUGCCCAUGAGGAAGCGCAAAACGGAGCGCACCAACGAUAACAGAGAUCAGCGACCCGACACCCCGAGAGUUAUCCUGAGAUUUUCUAACAGAAAGCACAAAAUCGCACUGCUGAAGGAGUGGAAGAAGCUGAAGGGGACGGAUGUUUACAUGAACGAGCACCUGGUUAAACGCAAUGCCAACAUAGCAAAAGAAGCACGCGAUCUGAGGAAGAUUCAACAAACCUGGACGAGGAACUGCAAAGUGUUCAUCAAACUCAACGGCGAUACUCCAGAGGAGGCCAAAGUGAUGGUCAUCAGGAGCAUCGAGGAGUUGGGCAAGUACUGACAUGACAUCUGUCUCACAACACGCUAAAGUGUCCACCACACCAGACACUGACGCUCUACAUUCCAACACGCGCACUGCAGAGAUUGAAAUUAACUUUUUUGCCCACCAGCCACUGUUGCAGGUAGAUUUAAAAAUCUACCAGCCACUCAUCUUUUUUACCAGCCACUUUUUAUACGCUAUAUAUUUUUCAAUAUAUGCGUACAUUUUAAACAAUAUAAUAGUAACAAUAGAUAAGAAAAGUGUUUUUCAUACACAUCAGUUGGUGUUACGAUGACAAGUUUGGGGAUAAUUCAUCUAUACAAAGUAUUUUCAUUAAAAAACGAAUUGACAUAUUAAUAAUAAAACAACAUGCAUGGCUACACCAUCAUAAGUCAAUAGGAACAUUUGUUUUUUUGUAUUUACAUGUGACUGCAUACAAAUGUGUCCACACAGACAUGGUAACUAACGUAUGAUAGUAAGCAUUAUAUGCCCUUAACACUAAUAUUCAGAAGAAAAUAUGUGUGGCAUUCAGUCCAAUGCUGAAAAUAUAUCUGUGGCAUUCAGUAGGCCAAUGCUGUGGUAAAGUAUGACCAAGUGUUUCUUUCUGUUCAAUAGAUAGAACUUUAUCAAUCCCCUGUAGGAGAAAUGUGUUAAUGUUUGUCCCUAUAAAACAAUAAUGGUAAAAUAAUAAAUACAAAACACGACGGUAACUGAGUAGGUCAAACCGUCCAAUCUGAAGGCUCUACUUAACCACUCCCCCUACUCACUUCCACCAAUGCGAAGCGAACAGAACUGAGUAGGGGAGGGCGUAGCCUAACUAGUUUGUGAACGACCCAGAGAAACGCAACUCAAAUUCAAUGUGAACAUAUAUGAGGCUUUAAUAAAAUCCCGGACGAUUUUGAAAUUCCGACACACAUUUUUUAAAAGUGUGUCAAAAAGAGGGCAGUCCGGGCAAAAGAGGACGUCUGGUUACCCUACCGUGUGGCGUGUGAGCGUGUGCAUGGGUUGAAUUGCGUGUGUCUCAUGCCGAACGCGUGAGACUUGAGAGCCCUGUUACCGAUAUUAUCCCGGAUAUUGACAGUCGCAGUUCAGCAAAAGAGGCGUAGAGGAAGAAGGGGCCCGGAUGUUGACAGUAAUGGUUGUGGAACUGUGCAGCGCCGUAUAUAACGAAUGUAUGAGAUAUGCAAAUUUGAUCGGACCUGACUGGAAAGUAUUACCCGCCACAGUGGCGGGUGAAGUGACACAAUUCACCCGCCACCAUACAAAUCCACCCGCAAAUGGCGUGUGGCGGGUGUUAAUUUCCAUCCCUGGCGCACUGUCAAUUCACACCAAUCCCAGGAUGACAUUACCCGUUUAUCUGACUUGAUUACUGAUUACGAGCAUGUUCAGCUGAAACCUUCUGAAUACACAGAUCACCAAACACAGGAUAUUGAUCAAGAUAUAGACCCGGACAAUAACUUUUUCUUCAACCUCAAUGAGAACUGUCAUUAUUACACUAGUGAGCAGUUCAAUGCAAAAAUUGAGUUUACUGGAAAACUGACAAUAAUUCACUUUAACAGCAGGCAUUUGAGCAAAAAUGUCCAUGCAAUCAAGGACUAUUUACAUACAUUUGCCAUUCCUUUUCACGUAAUUGCUAUAUCUGAAUCCUGGAUCACUGAGGGGGAGGAGACCAACUAUACUAGAGGGCUAUGACUUGGUUAACAUCAACAGACAAAAUAAAGGAGGGGGAGGAUUGGGGAUUUUCGUGAUUUACAAUUUCACAGAGUUGAUGAAAUGACAGUAACAAUGGACAAUGUACUGGAAUGCAUAACAAUAGAAAUCUGUAUGGAGAAAUAAAAAAACAUCAUAAUAAGCUGUAUUUAAAGAACCCCAGGAACAAGUAUUGAAAUCUUCACUAACUGGAUUGACUCUAUGUUCUCAAAGUUUUGCAACAAAGUUGUUUUUGUUUGCGGUGAUUUUAAUAUUGACCUCCUAAAUCCAAGUAACUACUCAGCCAUUGAUACUUUUAUUAAAACAAUGUACAGUGUGAGCCUGUUUCCCAAAAUCACAAGGCCCAGUAGAAUCACCUCCUAUUCUGCCACCCUAAUUGACAACAUUUUCACAAAUGACAUUGAAAAUAAAUCAGAGAGUGGUUUAUUAAUCAAGGACAUCACUGACCAUCUACCAGUUUUUGUGGUGUACAAUGGUAAUUACAAGAUAACCAGGGCAGAUAGGCCAAAACAGUACAAACGCACAAGGACGGAGGAAUCCAUCAAACUGUUAAAUAACGACUUGGGGGAGCUGCAAUGGGAGGUGGUAUAUGUGAAGGGUGAUUCAAAUAGUGCUUACGACACAUUCAUGAGGAUUGUUAAGACACUGUAUGAUAAAAAUUGUCCUGUAAAGGAGUGGAAUUGCAAAAAGAAUUACACCAGCUGUCCCUGGAUCACAAAAGGAUUACAGAGUGCCUGCAAAAAGAAAAAAACAGACUCUACAGAGAAUUUAUAAGACUGAAAACAGUAGAAGCAGAUAACAAAUAUAAAAAAUAUAAAAAUAAGCUAACUCAUAUUAUAAGGGCAAAUAAAAAAGAGUAUUAUAAAAAAAUUCUGGAGGAUAAUAAAAACAAUAUCAAAGGAAUAUGGAAUCUUUUAAACAGUAUUAUAAGAAAGAACUCUGCUUCUGACAAGUAUCCGCAGUUCUUUAUUGAUAAGGACAAAAAUAACUAUAACAUGGAAGAAGUAGCUAACAGUUUUAAUAUGGGGCCGGAUUUGGCAGAAAAAAUUCCGGAUCCAGGGACAACUGGUGAAAUGUUGGAGAAACUGGUAGAUAGAAAUCCCAGUUCUAUGUUCUUAAAGGCAGUGGACGAUGCUGACAUUUUGGACAUUGUAAACAACUGCAAAAACAAAAGAUCCACUGAUUUUCAAGACAUGGAUAUGGCUCUAGUCAAACUGGUAAUACCGGCAAUUGUAAAACCACUGACUCAUAUAUUCAAUUUAUCAUUUCAAACCGGGAUAUUUCCCGAUGGAAUGAAGACUGCUAAGGUUAUACCAUUAUACAAAGCUGGGAACACAACUUCACAAAUUACAGACCUGUCUCUUUACUUCCACAAUUCUCCAAGAUUCUAGAAAAACUCUUCAACUCCAGGUUAGAAGCUUUUUUAGAAAAGCAUCAACUACUUUCUGACAGUCAAUAUGGAUUUAGAUCAAAUAGAUCAACAUCAUCAGCAAUAAUAGAAUCAAUAGAGGAAAUCACAACGGCUAUAGACAAGAAACAACAGGCAAUUGGAGUGUUUAUCGAUUUAAAAAAAGCAUUCGACACAAUCAACCAUGACAUUUUAAUUUGCAAACUGGAAAAAUACGGAGUAAGAGGAGUUGUUCUAGAUUGGAUUAAAAGUUAUCUUAACGGGAGAAAACAGUUUGUGAAGUUGGGUGAUUACUAGGGUUGUGAACGAUAAACCGAUGCGACCGGAUAUUCGGUUUAACAAGUGAGAGAUACGGCUGCAUCGGUAGCAGCCUCCUUAAUCGAUAGGAAUUAGCUGUGAAUAUCUAGAUUAAUCGGUUGUAGAGUCAUGGAUCGGGUAUCGCGACACUUAGAAUCGGUUGUCGGCUUCACACACUUACAGUUUGCGUCAGCGACAGCGUCUCUAAAACAACGCGAGAGCUGAAGCUGCCCGUGAAUGAGUGACAAGUGACAAGAAGGAAAAUGGAGGGGGUUAAGGAGGUCAGCGGUGAUAAUGAUGAAAAGAUUUUCAAUGCACCGGGGAAACAAAAAUCCAAAGUGUGGACUGUUUUUGGGUUUUACAAGAAGGAAGGGAAGCUCGACAGAAGCCGUGCUGUUUGUAAGCUGUGUAGAGCAUCCUUAACGUACACCGGCAGCACUACAAAUCUCGACCAGCAUGCUAGGAGGAGACACGGUCAGGAAUACAUCGGUGAGACCCGCACCAACGAGCAGGAGCGCACUGCAAGCAGUAGCACACAGCCGGUUAUUUCUAACAUGUUUGCGCAACUUGGUCAAAACUCAGCACGUGCCAAGGAAAUCACAGCAUCAAUAACGCGUUUUAUCGCUAAAGGAUUAUGUCCGUAUAAUAUAGUUGAGUGGGAAGGAUUUCAGGAUUUGAUCCAUACAUUAGAGCCCAGGUAUAAGAUACCCUCCCGAAAUCAUAUCACCAACACGUGCAUGCCAGCGUUGUAUACACAAGUUAAGAGCCAAGUUGAAAAAGAACUGGCAAAUGCAGAGCGAGUGGCAAUAACAAGUGACGCUUGGACGUCAUGUGCAACGGAGUCUUAUGUGACGAUCACAGCCCACCACAUCACUCCGGAUUGGACGUUAAAUGUUCAUGUGUUGCAGACCAGGGCAUUCAAAGGAUCUCACACUGGAAAGAAUAUUGGUGCUCUACUGAAACAGGCAUGUAUUGACUGGAAACUUUUUGAUAAAGAGCCAGCCCUGGUAACGGACAAUGCUUCAAACAUGGUUUUAGCUGGCGUGGAAGCAGAGAUGAGCCCUCACCUCAUGUGCUUCGCACACACUAUAAAUCUGGCCACACAGAAAGCCUUCAAAGUGGACACGGUAGAAAGGUUGCUGGGAAGGGUGAGGAGAGUGGUUGGCUUUUUUCACCGCAGUGUCAGAGCAGCAGAAAUUUUACAAGACAAACAGAAACAACUGGCCUUGCCUAUCCACAAACUCAUCCAAGAUGUGUCCACCCGUUGGAACAGUUCCCAUGACAUGCUUGAACGCUUACUGGAACAACAGCCUGCCAUUUCUGCUGCACUCAUGUCCAGGGAUCUCAGAAGAGGAGAAGAGGUUAACACUCUUAAGGACAAAGACUUCUGCGAUGUUGUAGAUAUUGUGAAGCUGAUGGCGCCGGUCAAACUUGUGACCACCAGCAUGUGUGAAGACAAGCGGCCCACACUCUCAAUGAUUUGUCCUGUCAGAGCAAAGCUUAAAAAGAACUUUGAAGCAUCAGAUGAAGACUCAGCGGUAAUCAGAGAGAUGAAACAAGCAUUCAGAAAUGACUUGGAGAAGCGCUACACUGGCCUGGAUGAUCUGUUCUACACUGCAACAGCUCUGGACCCCCGCUUCAAGUCUCUGCCCUUCCUGACUGACCAUGAUGCUGAGCGGACGUUCACAAGCAUAACAGCAGAAGCUACAUCCCUGCAUAACAAGGUAAAUCUCCCAACACACUGUUAUCCCUUGAGUGUUCUUAACUUAUUUACGCCGUGGAUGUUCCUAAAGCCAAAAUGUUUGUUAGGAUAAACGUGGGAUCAAAAAAAGUGGUUUUAAGGGGUUUCAAUGGAACGUUUAAGGCUGGAUUUUGUUAGCAUAGCCAUUUUAGGCUUAAUUAAAGUAUUGAGAUUUCAACUUUUUAUUCUGACUGCUGUUACUACACACUAACUGUCUUUUAUAUUUUAUUUCAAGGCAGCAGGGGAUCCAAUUCAGAGGCCCACUGCAGACAAAUCCAUGUCAGACUGAACCUGCCCUUGGAGAUCUGGACAUUAGCAUUGAUGCACCCCAGACCCAAGAUGAGCCUAAAGGUUUGUGUAUUUUAUAACUUGUGACCAAGAAAGAGUUGACUUUGGCUUAAACUCAUGCAGCCAUAAAAUAUUAGCAUACAACAACAGAUUCAAUGUAAUGAGAUAAUCGGCAUGCAAAGAAAAAGAGUAUAAUAAUGAUGAUGAUAAUACAACUUUUACUGAUGUGAACAAAAGUGCCAAUAUAAAUUCAUUCUGAACAUCAGAUGAAGGUUCAUAUAUAAAAUGGUAAAGACAGGUAGAAAAAAAGUGCCACUGAGUCAUGACAAACAAAGCCAGUAAUAUACGGUAAUUGUUUUCUAUUUCAGAUGAUGACCCUCCUCUCAAAAAUAAGAAAAUGUCAGCGUUGGACCAGCUGUUGGGAAAAGACUUUGAAGUGAGGAUGAGAGCUAGAUCUGUAAGAGACAAGGCCAACGAAGAAGUCAAGAGGUACAGAGAGCGUGAUCUGUUGUCCCUGCAAAAAAACCCACUGCAGUGGUGGAAAGAGCAGCAGGACUUGCCACUGCUGUCGUCUCUGGCUAAAAAAUACCUCUGUAUCCCGGCCACCAGUGUGGCAUCUGAGCGGGUGUUUAGUACUGCGGGAGAUAUUGUUUCCUCUAAACGCAGUCUACUCAAACCUGAGCACGUGGAUCAAUUGAUAUUCCUGAAGAAAAACCUGUCCCCCAAAAACAACAAGGAUAGUGAGACUUGAAUGAAGAAGAUUUGUAAAAAAAAAAAAGCAGCAGUUUGAUUUAUUUUAUACAUAUGUUUAAUACAUGUGUUAAUGUUACAUAUGUUAAUAUGUUACAUAUUUAUUUCCUUUAAUCUUUUACAUAAUGCACUUGUCACUGUGUGUUAAGCAUUGUUGAGAUAAGAAUGUGGUUGCUGCUUUGUUCUUCCCCCUCUGACACAUUUUGAGAUGUCAUAAGGUUUUGGUUACAUGGUUUGUUUAUAGGUCACAGGUUCUGAACCCAUUAUCAAUUCCUGCGGUGCCCUCAAUCUGCUGCUGCUUACAUUUUUCAGUUUGUAACUUGUAACUUGCACCUUUGUUUUCCAAACACUAUGCUCAGGUUGUGAUUUUUCUACCUCUUUGGUCCAUGUCUAAAAAUAAAUACAUUGACAUGUGAUUUUGUUGUUGUUAGUUUUAUUUUAAUUUUAUUUUUACCAGUGCCAUAAAGCAACAAUGCUUGGGGAUAUGUGGUCUUUUACAUAUUUGAAAAGAAAAUAUUGUACUGUCAUUUCACAGAAUUGGCUUCUUUAUUUUAUAAAAUAUCUACAACAAAUAUUAACCGUAGAAUCGAAUCGAAUCGUUCUUACACUUUAUCGAUUUGUAUCGAAUCGGUCUAAUAAAAGGAUAUCGUUUUUGAAUCGAAUCGUAACCUGUGUAUCUAGAUGCGUAUCUAAUCGUUUAUCACAGAGAGAUGUGCAACCCUAGUGAUUACUGCUCUUCAUGCUUGGACAUUGUUUGCGGCGUACCUCAAGGGUCAGUACUGGGUCCAAAGUUGUUUAUACUGUACAUUAAUGAUAUAUGCAAAGUGUCCAAGCUACUGAAAUUAGUCCUGUUUGCGGAUGAUACAAACAUCUUCUGCUCAGGAGACGAUCUCGCUGAGCUUCUGAAGGAUCUUACUGAGGAAAUGAUCAAACUAAAAAACUGGUUCGAUUACAACAAAUUAUCCCUAAACCUGGCCAAAACUAAAAUUAUGCUAUUUGGAUAUGGUAAAAGAGAUGUGCAGGUAAAAAUGGAAAUAGAUGGGGUGGAAAUUGAAAGAGUACACGAAAUUAAAUUUCUUGGAGUUAUGAUCGAUGAUCUAAUCAGUUGGAAAUCACACAUAAAACUUGUUCAAACCAAAUUGUCAAAAAGCAUUGCAGUAAUAAACAAAGCAAAGCAGGCUUUGGAUCAUAAAUCACUCCACACUCUUUACUGUGCACUCGUUUCGCCUUAUCUAAUGUACUGUGUCGAGGUCUGGGGGAACAACUACAAUACCUCAUUAGCACCAGUAACUAUCCUGCAGAAGAAAGCGAUUCGUGUCAUUCCUAAGGUUGGAUAUUUGGACAAUACUCACAUUAUUUCUACAGUCAAAAAUUAUUAAAUUCACUGACAUGGUGAAGUUUCAAACUGCUCAGGUAAUGUACAAAGCAAAAAACAACAAACUCCCAAAUAAUAUUAAUGAAUGAUUAAUUAAUGAAAGACAGCUUAGUUAUAAUUUGAGGGGGAAACUAAAUUUUGACAGGUUCAGCAUCCGAACAACCAGAAAAGGCUUUUGCAUUUCAGUUUGUGGGGUAAAGCUGUGGAACAGUUUAAAUAUGGAGAUCAAGCAAUGGCCAAGCAUGAAACAGUUUAAAAGAAGAUACAAAGAGGUGGUUUUCCAGAGUUAUAGUAAUGAAGGAGGGCUUUGACGUCUCAUUACUUGUUAACAUGACUAGUUAACUGUGUGAUCAGCAGUGAGCUAUUGGUCUUAAGGGUGGUGUCGCUUGCUGUGGUGGCUCGGCCUUCUGCUGACUCCACAGUUGCUGUGGUGCUGGCAGUUGGAGUGGCUGACAUUUUUAGAGUGUCAGUGAGUAGGAAACAUGGGUAUGUGAAGGAAUGUAUAUGUAUGGAUUUACAGGAAAUAUAUUGGUACGUUGUGUGCAUCUAUGUGUACUGGUAUGGUGUACAGAUAUGCAAGUGUUCGUGUGUACGGUUGUGUGUAUGUGUAUUGGUAUAGAGUACAGAAAUGCAAGUGUUGUACGCUGGUGUGUAUCUAUGUGUAUCUGUAUGGUGUACAGAUACGCAAGUGUUGAUACAUAGAUUUUUUAUCAUGAAAAUGAGAAAUGAGUCUGAAGGAAACAGGUAGUUUUGAGUUUGAGUUUUGAUUUUGAUUUCUGACCUGUUAAUAUUGUUUAAAGAAGUGGGGUGGGAUUGAACAAGUUUUUACUUCUUCCCACCCCUUUUCAAAUAUGUUGUAGCAUUUUUUUAUAUAGAGUGCUUGGCGGCAUUAUCAGUGCAGGAGUCACUAGGGCUGACUCCUGUUGAUGCAUUAUUAUUGUUGUUUUGUUGUUGCAUAUUUGAAAUAAAUCAUUCAUUCAUUCAUUCAUUCAAACAUGGAAGGCUCUUCCCGAAACUUAUGGUAACAUGAAGAAAUACGCAUUUGCAGUGUUAUCCAUGUUUGGAUCAACAUAUUUCUGCGAGCAGAUCUUCUCAAACAUGAACUAUAUCAAAUCCAAAUACCGCACCCGCCUCACAGAUGAGAGCUUGCAGUCCUGCGUCAAGAUUAAAGUUACAAACUACAUGCCCGAUGUGGAGAAGCUGUCCAGUGAUGUCCGAAAACAGAAGUCACAUUGAACAGGUGAGAAAACCAUCCCCUCAUAUAGGCGCAUAUUUAAGCCUAACAAAGUGGCUGUUUUUAUGGAUGGCUUUCUGCUUUUGUCAGUAUAUUUGGAAUGACACAAUUAUUGUGUUUUAUCACUCAGGUUCGAUGUUAGCCUAUGUGUCAAGCUGGGGAAGAGAAGGAUGCUGCUGCGUGUCACAGUUGCGCUGACCGUGGCAUUGGCGAACUAAAGAGAAGAGGAUAAUGCACAGAAGUUUAUCUGUUUUGUUUGGUUUUAAUUUUGUUCAUUUCGACUGUUGUUGAAUUUUAAAGCAAGCUGUCUUUUAAUUGCAGCCUGCGCUUUGCGAUUGUAGCCACUUUUUAAAUGUCUGACGCUGAGUAAUGGGGAUUUUUUUUUUUAGCCUACUCAUUUGCACUACCGUUUCAUUUUUAUAGUUGCAAGCUUAAACACAUUCUGCGUGUUUAGCAGUCUGUUGAUUGUUAUUGAACAGGGAAUUAUAUUGACGUUUGAAGAGAAUUAACUUUCCACACUGUCUGAAAAUAGCCUGAGGCUAUAUGCACUUUUGUUUUGGUUCUGGAGACCAAAAAAUAAAAGAUGACAACCAAAAAUAUGUAUUUAUUCUUGUAUAUCUAUAAUUUAAUCAGUGCAACAAAACAUAACACAUUAAUAUUGUGAUGGAAGUUAGGCUAAACUUGAAGCAGCAUCUGGCCUAUCGUACAUGUACUGUAGUCACGUGGUGCGUAAUUCUCUCCAGGAUGCGCUGCAGGGAAAAUAAACAUUUAAAGAUGAAUGCUAAUUUUGUAUAUUGUAGCCAAGGCCUACUUUGUCAUUUUAAAAGUAGGCAUAUAGCUUAUGUAGGCUAUGUUGCCUCAUAUAAGGCUUUUAGGUUUUUGCGGCUCCAGACAGGUAUGUUUUUUUUUUUUUUUGCCAAAUAUGGCUCUUUGAACAUUUUGGGUUGCCGACCCCUGGGUUAGCUGAACCAGGAUCUAUUGCACCAAUUGUUUCAGAGCUGAGUGUAUGUAUAUGUACCGUGGUGCGGCGUCGCACUGUCUUGAGGUGUAAAACCCGCAGGCGAGGGCCGCGACCAGUAUGUCGAAUUCUCGCGAUCCCAUUGAUCGCCUCAGAGCUGAGUGUUAACCAGACUCCCUCUGAAAAUAACGCUGUACCUAUAUGUACGGUGGUGCGGCCUCGCGCUGUCUCGAGGUGUAAAACCCGCAGGCCAGGGCCGCAAUCAGUAUGUCGAAACCGCGGCAUCCCCUUGACCGCUUCAGAGCUGAGUGUUAACCGGACUCCCUCUGAAAAUAAUAAAAAGGAAGCACUCAGAAUAGGGUUCAUGAACAUAAGGUCGCUUUCGUCGAAGGCGCGCUUGGUCCAUUAUCUAAUUAUUGAUAAAAAAAGAUCGACAUACUGGGGCUUUGUGAAACCUGGUUAAAACCAGAUGAGUUUCUAGCCCUAAACUAAGCUACUCCACCCCAUUACGUUAGCACCCAAGUAUCUAGAGAAGUUAAGAAAGGUGGUGGAGUAGCCCUGAUAUCUAAUUCUAAGCUUAAUUUAAAGCCAAAUAAUAGAUAUAUUUUCAGAUCCUUUGAGGUGCUAGCGCUCUGCACCUCAGCUCCCCGAGAAGCGAAACGAGUUCCAGACUCUUUCGUUUUAGCUGUAGUAUACCGUCCCCCAGGACCGUAUUCAGUUUUUGUUGAUGAGUUUUCUGACUUUGCAGCUGAUCUGGCUACAUACUCAGACAAUAUUUUGCUUAUUGGGGAUUUCAACAUUCAUGUGAAUAACCCGUCUGAUGCCCUCGCAAGGGCUUUUCUGUCCAUUACAGAUACGCUUGGCUUCAAACAGCUCGUCCAGCACCCAACCCACAUCGGUGGAAACACGCUGGAUCUCGUUCUGACCCGCGGUGUAGACAUUUCACAGCUAGUGGUCUCUUCCUACACCUCAGCUUUAUCAGACCACAUUUUGCUUACUUUCCAGGUGGUGGUAUCCUGCCCCUGCGACGAUCAGCAAGCUACUUUCAGCUGUCGCCGCAUCACACCUGCAACCAUUACAGCUAUGGCAGAUAACGUGUUGCGGGUACUGGACUGGAUGCCUGGACUCUCCUCAUGGAUAACCGGCCAGAACCCCAUCACCAUUUUAAUAUGAUGUGCAUGUAUUUACCUGUAUGUCAAUUGUGGCACCCAUUGCACUCCUGACCAUCCCUGGAAGAAGGGAUCCCCUACACUGCGUUUCUUCUCAAGAUUUCUUCCUUGCUGAUUCAAGGGAGUUUUUUCUUGCCCGUGUGGGGGCAUGGGUAAAGGGGGGUGUCACAAAUAUUUGGCCUGUUAAGCCCUUUGAGACUGUAAUGGUGAUUAAGGGCUAUACAA
Gadus chalcogrammus (walleye pollock) is the source of this 11662-nucleotide messenger RNA. Its product is annotated as E3 SUMO-protein ligase ZBED1-like. The record is from RefSeq and is a predicted model, not a curated record. Bases 4186 to 5736 code for a protein of 516 amino acids. The transcript is spliced from 2 exons. Lineage: Eukaryota; Metazoa; Chordata; Actinopteri; Gadiformes; Gadidae. Gene Ontology annotation, molecular function: DNA binding.